AUGUCGAAUUAUCAAGGCCGAAAAUCGGAAUAUACGCCAACGGUCUAUACACGUUAUUUUGAACGAACUGAAACUCCUAAACAGUCGAAUGGUCACAUCUAUUUCGACGAAGAGCACGACGAAAAAACUUCAAAUUACCAAACAAAACGUGAUCUUAUAUUUAAACGAUUAUUCCCUUCCAAAUAUGCUCAAUCAAGUAAUGAACAAUCUGAAGCCGACAAAAGUGAAUCAAAGAAAACGAAUACUUUGUCAAAUAAUGAUGCCGCUCAACCAUUAGGUGAUUUUAUUCCACUUUCAAGUUCAAAAAAACAAGCAACAUCUGAAGCGGAUAUCACACUUUCCAGUUCAGAUGAACUAAACGAUGACGACGAUGUUUCAGUAGAAGCACAACUGCCGACAGUCGCCCAUGAAUCAAUUAUUGGUCAUGUUCAUCCUCGUACAACAAUCGAAAACGUUCGAGCAAUUCUCAUUCGUGAAUUCUAUCAACGUACGAGCGAUUCGCAUACAGAAUGGUUGAAAUGCAAAAUGGAAUUGCCCAGAGAAUACAUUAAUCCGAAGUAUUAUGCUGAUUUUCAGCGACGAUAUAGGAAAGAUAUUCAGAGGAAUGCCAGCGAUAAGAAGAAAUUGAAUUCAACAAAAACGAAAACUGAUAAUGGUUAUCAUGCUUUUAAUUUAACGAAAACUAACAAAAUUACCAAAGAAAUUGCUGUUAAAUCUGAGAAUGAAGAAAUCAUCGAAACUUCUGCUUCUGUUGAAUCUAAAUCUCCACCUGAAUUCAUCGUUCUCGACACCGACGACGAUGAUAAUGAUAAUCUCGAUUCCACUACAAACACCUCGUACUUCAUCGAUCGUUCGUCGACAUCAUUCGCCAACGCAUUUCAACCAACAACCGACACAUCUAACAAUGAUUAUCGCGAAGAAGAUUCCAAAUACGCGCAGUUACCAUCCCGUACGACGUCUUCAUUAACUGUGAUUCGUCCUAUUCUCAGUAAACAUCAGCGACGUCGACAAAAUCAAACGAAACCGUCGACCAAACCGCUUGUCUCUGCAAUCGAUCGCAUUAUCGAUCACAUGGAUCAAUCGAAAACCUUAAAUGAUUCACAUACAGUAGAAGAACAAAAUCUUCUCAUAAAACAGGCUAAAAAACGCAAGAAAAAGAAGAAGAAGUCAGCUUCUGCUAGUUAA
This is a messenger RNA of Adineta ricciae, 1185 nucleotides long. NCBI's taxonomy places the organism in Eukaryota, Metazoa, Rotifera, Eurotatoria, Adinetida, Adinetidae. The record is from the annotation of a GenBank genome assembly.